AUGUCUGAAAGUCAGAAAAGAAGCGACAUUUGGAACUAUUUUACACUUCAAUCAAAAGAUAGAGCAGAAUGUAACCAUUGCGGUUCAUUAUAUUCGUAUAAGGGAGGAACAACUUCAAAUUUAAAAAAACAUUUGGCUAGCAAACAUCCUACGAUUAUUUUAAAAACAAAUAAAACUUCAUCUCAAGCUAUAUCCUUAUCUGAAGAAGUACCACCAAUUAAUGAAGGAGUACCUUCGACAUUUCUUUCUUUACCAUCAACAUCUAGUUCCGUUCAAGUAGAACCUAAUUUAUUAAAACGACCGAGACUUCAAGCAUCUCUAACUACUUUUAUUUCUAGGCCAAUAUCACUUUCAAAGCAAUAA
Molecule: messenger RNA, 363 nt
Organism: Diabrotica balteata
Lineage: Eukaryota; Metazoa; Arthropoda; Insecta; Coleoptera; Chrysomelidae
Source: the annotation of a GenBank genome assembly